Panicum virgatum (switchgrass) is the source of this 2777-nucleotide messenger RNA. RefSeq names its product protein FAR1-RELATED SEQUENCE 5-like. The record is from RefSeq and is a predicted model, not a curated record. Lineage: Eukaryota; Viridiplantae; Streptophyta; Magnoliopsida; Poales; Poaceae. Bases 1395 to 2777 code for a protein of 460 amino acids. Gene Ontology annotation, biological process: regulation of DNA-templated transcription. The transcript is spliced from 3 exons. Gene Ontology annotation, molecular function: zinc ion binding.
GCCCAACUCCAGCGGUCGCGCGUGCGUCCCCACCUCAAUCCCGUGCUCGCGGUCGCCGGUGGAGAAGGCUGCUGUGCCUGGCAGCGCCUGCAGGAGGCCACACGUGGCCCUUGCGCGGUUGCGCCCUCGCUGCGGGAGGCCGCAAAGCGCCGUCGGGCCGCCACGUCGCCUGGCCGCCGGGCUGCUACUGCGGGAGGCCGCAGGGACGCCGCCGGGCUAUUGCUGCUGCUGUGGGAGACCGCGACUCCGCCGCCGCGUCGCCUGGCCACCGGGCUGCUGCUGCUGCGGGAGGCCGCAAGGACGCCGCCGUGUCGCCUGGCCGCCAGGACGCCGCCGCGGGAGGGCAGCGGGCGCUGCAGGAACCCUACUGCCGCGACCGACAGAAAUUCGAGUACCGUGCAAUUCAUUGUUGUGGAAGGCAACGGCAGAAGUUGAUAGGAAGAUACCUGAAGUUGGUAUGAGAUUCAAAAACUCCAAAUGAGGCUUGGUUAUUUUGGGUGGCAUAUGGCAGCCGUACUGGAUUUGAUGUGAGGAAAAGAGGCACAAAUAUAAGCAAAAUGGAUGGUAAGAUGACUUCAUGCAGAUAUGUUUCUUCCAAUGAAGGAGUGAGAGCAAAAAGGCAAACUGAACAUUUAAGAAAGUGUUUUAGAGCUGAAACAAGAACUGAUUGCAAAGGUCGGAUGGUUAUUAUAUUAGAUCAAGAGACUGGAAAUUAUGAAGUCACCGAUGUUAUGCUUGAACACAACCACCUACUCCACAUACCAGAGACCUUCCACUUAAUGAGAUCACAACGAAAAAUUUCAGAACUCCAAGCUGUUGAAAUAGAAACAGCUGAUGAUUCCGGUAUUAGGCCAAAAGCUGCCCAUGAGUUGGCCACUCGUCAAGUUGGUGGACCACUUAACCUUAGCUACACUUGUCGUGACCGAAAAAAUUAUUUGCAGAGCAGACGUCAGAGGGAAUUGACUUUUGGACAGGCAGAAAGUAUGUUGAAGUAUUUUCAUGAUAAAAUUAUUGAGAACCCAUCUUUCCAGUAUGCUUUGCAGCUGGAUUGUGAGGAGCACAUAACCAACAUAUUUUGGGCUGACCCUAAGAUGAUUCUUGACUAUGCAAACUUUGGAGAUGUUAUAUUUGACACAACUUUUGGGACAAACAAAGAAUAUAGGGCAUUUCGUGUUUUUCUUGGGCUCAAUCAGUUUAGAGAAACCACCAUUUUUGGUGCUGCACUUCUAUUUGAUGAAACAGAAGCAUCGUUUGCAUGGUUGUUUGAGACUUUUCUAGCUGCACAUAAUGGAAAGCAAUCUAGAACUAUUUACACGGAUCAAGAUGCAGCAAUGGGAAAAGCCAUAAAGAUAGUAUUAACAUAAUCAUAUCAUGGACUGUGCACCUUUCACAUAAUGCAGAAUGCCGUCAAACAUUUAUCUCCAGUGAAGGGUAUAGAGGAAGAGGGAGGUGAAGAGAAAGAUGAAGGUGAAGAGAAAGACGAAGUUGAAGAGGAAGACAAAGGAGAAGAGGAAUCCCAUAUUCUCUAUGAUUUUAGUGCUUGCAUGUUUGGCCACGAAGAUGAGGCAUUAUUUGAAGAAGCAUUUCAGAUUAUGAGAUCCAAAGUUCAUAAGCAAACUUGGUUAGAUAGCAUUUAUAAGGUCAAAGAGAAAUGGGCUGAAUGUUAUAUGAGAGAUGUCUUCAGUUUAGGAGUCAGAAGUACACACCUAAGUGAGAGCUUCAACAAUGCAUUGAAAAACCAUUUGAAAUUAGAUUUUGAUAUCAUUCGAUUUCUGAAGCAUUUUGAGAGGUCAGUGCAAGAGAAAAGAGAUAAGGAACUGGAGUCUGAAUUUGAUGCAAGGAGGAAGCAGCCAAGAAGACUAAUGUCCACACCUAUGUUGGUUCAAGCAAGUGAAGUGUACACUCCAGUUAUUUUUAAAGCUUUCCAAAGCGAAUAUGAAAGAUCCAUGGCUACGUGUAUUAGAGUUUUGGAUGGAGAACACAAAUAUGUUGUUGCUGUUGGAAAUUUGCUUGGUGAGGUAAGUUCUGAGUUGGAGUACAAAGUGAUCGGUGUUCCUCUAAACCAAAAAACUUCAUGCAGUUGUAGAAUGUUCGAAAGGGCAGGAAUAUUAUGUGCACAUGAUUUGAAAGUUCUUGACCUAAUGAAUGUAAAGAAAUUGCCACCACAUUCUAUCUUAAAGAGAUGGACUAGAGAGGCACGCAAUGGAACUAUACAAGAUAGUAAAGGAAGGAAUGUGGUAGCAAAUCCAAAACUGGAAGCUCAACUGUGGUACAAGUUUAUGUCUCACAAGUUUCACAAUUUGUCUCAUAAAGUAUGUCACUCUCCAGAAUGUUGUGUAGUGUUAGAAAAUGCACUUGAUUGCCUUUGUACACAGCUAGAGGAGAAACUCAAUUUACUAUCUGCUGGUGGUACAAACGGGCAAUGUGAGGAUAAAGAAAAUGUUGACCCAAAUACGCAGCAAAGAGAUGAUUUGUUUAGUGCUGCACAACUAAAGAAGAAAGAGGUUCAGUCAAAGAAGUCAAGAAGAACAAAAACUUUUAUUGAUGAGCUACGCAAGGGGAAGCGCAAGAAUCCUAAAUCUGCAAUACCAACAAAAAAGGGUGCAAAAAAACAAAAUAAAAAUGAUGCAUUAUCAAAGGAUGAUGGCAGCCAGAAAGGGGCAAAUGUGGAGCUUGAACAAUACAAUAUCAUCACCAAUUUUACCCAGCUUGUGACAGCACCAACUUGUGAUGAUGAUAUUCUUUGUCAUCAAGAUUUGUUGCAGCCGCGGGCGUAG